AAAUGAAAACUCUUACAUCAUUCAUUCCCCCAAGUUCUGAAUUCCCUCCAAAAUGCUGUCCCCAAAAGCAACAAAUUUCUCCAAAGGCCACCACUUUCCCUCUCCCCCCACCUCCUCCCCAAGACCUUCUCUUUCUCUCUCUAGAGAGACAGCCAACUACCCAAUGACCUCCAUUAAUGGCUUCCCUGAGACCACCCACCAUCUGGGCCACCGACAAGAAUAACUCCUUCGCGUUCGCCUCCCCACCACCGCCCAUCCCCACCUCACCCACGGCCAGGAUCACGCCGGCUCUCCUUAUCAUCAUCGUCAUCCUUGCGGUCGUUUUCUUCCUCUCGGGCCUCCUCCAUCUCUUCGUCCGCUUCAUUUCCCGCCCUUCCUCCUCGCCCUCCUCCUCCCCGCCGGCCGACUCGGCUGACGUCCAGAUCCCCGCUGUCGACUCCCGCCAACUGCAGCAGCUCUUCCAUCUCCACGACUCCGGCCUCGACCAGUCGCUCAUCGACUCGCUCCCGGUCUUCUCGUUCCGCUCCGUCUCGGCCGGCCCGAGGCGAGGGGGGGAGGCCUUCGACUGCGCCGUCUGCCUCUGCGAGUUUGGCGACCGCGACCGGCUGAGGCUGCUGCCCAACUGCGGCCACGCCUUCCAUCUUUCAUGUAUCGAUACGUGGUUGCUCGCGAACUCGACCUGCCCGCUCUGCCGGGGCAGCAUGCUGGCCGUAGACGGCCUCCUGGGCAUCAUGUAUGAUGAGGAGAAUCCGGAUGAUGGCUGCCCCAAACAGCAUGGUGACGAAGAAGAAGAAGAUGAUGAUGAUGGUGUUAGCACCAAGGUGUUCGAUGUUAAGCUAGGUAAGUUUGCGAAUCUGAAUGCUGAGCAUGAGAAUGGUGAUGAUGAUGGUCAUGGGGAAAGCAGCGGUGGGUAUGGUGGUGGUAGCGCUAGUGUUGAUGGUAGGAGGUGCUUCUCAAUGGGCUCAUUUCAGUAUGUGGUGGGCGAGCCCAGUUUGAGGGUGAAGCUGGCGGUGCGGGUGCCGCCGGGAAGAUGGGACCGGCCGGGCUCGAGCAGUGGGCUGGGUGGGAGCGGUGGGGCUCAUGGUGAUGGCGGUGAGUUGGAAUUGGAGGACAUGAGAUUGAGCAGGAGGAGCAGAGGGGACAGCUUGUCCAUUUCAAAGAUCUGGCUGUGGCCUAGGAGGAGCCCCUUGGUGGCCGAGAGCUGUGAUGGUCCUGGUCAUGGGGUCUAACCGAGUUUUAGUUAGGUUUUUAGGGGUGAGCUUCUGUGGUUGUCGACUGUAAUGACAUAGCCACUGCUCAAUUUAUUCUUGAUUCUCAGAUAUGAUUGUAAUUGUCCUAUUCGUGCACAUGGGUUUGUCCGCAGACAGGUGUUUAGGCCUAGUGAGCAUGACGCCAUUGAUGCAUAAUGACAUACUCACAUGAUGGAUUCUGGACGAUGGUUUAUUGCCACAGAGUUGUGUUUCAUCUCUUCACAUUUGGUAGCUAUAUUUCAUCUGUGGAAUACAUCAGUUCAUGUAUGAACUUGCACACGCAUACAUGUUAGCAAGGUGUUUGGACUUA
Molecule: messenger RNA, 1560 nt
Organism: Nymphaea colorata (pocket water lily)
Lineage: Eukaryota; Viridiplantae; Streptophyta; Magnoliopsida; Nymphaeales; Nymphaeaceae
Product: RING-H2 finger protein ATL46-like
Exons: 1
Coding region: 177-1229 (350 amino acids)
Source: RefSeq, a predicted model, not a curated record